AUCGCGAGAUUUUAGUCUUGUGAUCUCGGGUGAAGAUGGCGGCUCCGCCAGACGAGCAGAGCUUAGAGUCCCGCAUCAAUAAAGCAACCAACCCUUUAAAUCGAGAAACUGACUGGGAGAGUAUUCAACUGUUCUGUGACCAACUCAGCAAUGAACCUGAAGGUCCACAGUUGGCCACCAGGCUUCUUGCUCACAAGAUUCAGUCCCCUCAAGAGUGGGAGGCCAUGCAGGCACUCACGGUUCUAGAAACCUGCGUGAAGAACUGUGGGAAAAGGUUCCAUAAUGAAGUGGGGAAGUUCCGUUUCUUGAAUGAGCUUAUCAAAGUCGUUUCCCCUAAGUAUCUUGGUUCUCGAGCCCCAGAACCAGUGAAGAAAAAAGUUUUAGAAAUGAUGUACAGCUGGACUGUGAGUUUACCAGAAGAGACAAAGAUUUCUGAUGCUUAUCAGAUGCUUAAAAAACAAGGAAUUAUUAAACAGGACCCAGACCUUCCUGAUGAUAAGCCCUGCCCUCCUCCACCGCCAAGGCCCAAAAAUGCCAUUUUUGAGGAUGAGGAGAAAUCAAAGAUGUUGUCUCGUCUUCUGAAUAGCUCUCACCCUGAGGACCUGCGGGCGGCAAACAAACUCAUCAAAGAAAUGGUUCAGGAGGAUCAGAAGCGUAUGGAGAAGGUGUCGAAGAGAGUGAAUGCUAUUCAGGAAGUAAAAGAGAGUGUUGGGCUUCUCACACAGUUACUGGGAGAUUACAGCAAAGAGAGUGGGUCACAUAGCAAUGAGGAGCUAAUUAAGGAUCUGUACCAGCGUUGUGAGAAAAUGAGACCUACUCUGUUCAGACUGGCCAGUGAUACUGAGGACAAUGAUGAAGCUCUCGCUGAGAUCUUACAGGCGAAUGACAGCCUAACACAGGUGAUAAAUCUGUACAGGCAGCUGGUGAAAGGUGAGGAGGUGAAUGGAGACACCAGCAGCACAGCCACACUCCCAGGCAGUACUGCUCUCUUGGACUUGACAGGACUGGACACCUCUCCUUCGGCUCAGUCUUUCUCUGAAUUUCCUUCUAAGACAUCAUCUUCACAAGAGCUGGGCAUCAGCCUUUUGGAUGAUGAGCUCAUGUCCCUGGGCUUAACUGAAGUCAAUUCUAAUCUGGCAACUUCUCAAUCUGGAGAUGCCAUGACAUGGAAUACUUUUCAGUCAUCAGAGUCUGUGGAUGCAGCUGUUACGCCAGCCCCUGCAGUACUUUUGCCAGUGGCCAGUGCUACCAAGACGCCUGUUACUGCACCUGUGACAUCCACUAAAUCCCUAGAUGAGUUAGACCUGUUGGGUAAGACCCUCCUGCAGCAGUCCCUACCCCCAGAAAGUCUUCAGGUCAAAUGGGACAAACUUCAGUCUCAGUCCAAACCCACACUACGAGACCUUCAGAUCAAGUCUGGAACCAACACUGCUACAACCCCCAGCCCUGUGUUGCCCUUCUCCUCUGAGCCAGGAACUCUUCUGAAUUCACAGCUCACAGCAGGCAUCACUCCAGCUUCUACCCUUCAGGAUGAUAUAUCAUUGGUGAAUGUGACUGUGCCCCUGGAGUCUAUUAAACCUAGUAGCUUGUUACCUGUGACAAUCUUUGAUAAACACAGCCUUCGAGUUCUGUUCCAUUUUGCAAGAGACUCUCCACCAGCCCGGCCAGAUGUUUUAGUGGUGAUAAUCUCCAUGUUGUCUUCUGCCCCUGUGCCCAUCACAAAUGUACGAUUCCAAGCGGCUGUUCCUAAGACUAUGAGAGUAAAGCUGCAGCCUCCAUCAGGAUCAGAUUUACCUGCCUUCAAUCCUAUAUUGCCCCCUGCCGCCAUUACACAGGUCCUGCUUUUAGCCAACCCUCACAAGGAGAAGGUGCGGUUGAGAUACAAACUGACAUUUGAUUUAGGACAAGAAUCACAUGACGAGAGUGGAGAUGUAGAGCAGUUCCCUCCACCAGAGUCCUGGGGAAACCUUUAAAAGAACAGACUGAUUUCCUGCUAGCGGCCCCUCUGCUUCCUUAUGGCAGUUCAUAUCCAGACUAUGUCAAUGGCUCUGCCUUUGAUCCACAUCCUUCUGCCCUCUCCUUAAUGUCUGAAUGAGUACUGGGAGGAGGCCUUUAAAUGAACUCAUUUUAUUUUUAAUUCCAGUUGUUUGACCUUUUUUUCCAGCUUUGUUUUGUUUUCUGGUAUGUCAGGCCCUUUUUGUAUGAAGCUUUAAAUGUUUGAAAGUUAGAGAGAUGAGUUUCGUGGUCAUUUAUGACAUUAUUUCCAUGUGUGAAAUGAGAUACUGGAGUCUUAAGUCAGCUGUAAUGGCAUAGAGCAGGUUAAUUUUCUGCACUAAUUGUUUCACUUUCAUUGUGUUGAUUAAUAGGUUUUGUUCACUUGCACACAUUCUUGAUCAUAUUUGCUUUUUUGUGUGUGUUUGAUUGUAUUGUCAGGCUGCAUGUGGUUUUAAUGGCAACUGAAAAAUCAAUUUCUUAGCAAGAAAUACUUUCAGUUCAGAUGGUCUAUAUAUUACAAAUCAAACAGCCCCUUUUGUCAUUCACUGUAAUUUUUUAUCUUAAGUUAUGAUUGUCCUAAAAUUGCCCCAUGUGCACUGUACUGCUCUUGAACAUCACGCUGAUGUCUUGUUUAUAUUUACCGUACGUGCCUAAUCAGAUUUUUUUUUCAUGCUAACGUGAAUAUAGACAUUUUGUGUUUAUGCUUGUUUUUAAUUUGGCAGAAACGUUAGAACCCUUUCUUGGUUAAGACUGUCUUUUGUUUUUGUGAAAUCCCUGAUGAUUCCACAUCUAAUCUGGGCUCUCAGUGCAGUAGUGUAAUGAAUACUUUCACCCUUACCAUUCCUAUAUGAGAUAAAUGAAGAAUUCUGUACUCGAAAUGAUAACGCAGCUAAUUUAAAUAAUGGUACUGCGGUUAUAUUUAAGCGGAAUCAGGAUGCUGCUGCAUCGGAUUUCUCUGUAGAAAGGAACUGAAAUCACUGUGUUCCCAAAUUAAACAAUUCUAGUUUGUGUCACUCCUUACAGUUAAAGGUCUGUGCAUUCCAGAUCAUUAGUCCUUUCGACCCGACAAAGUGUAAAUAAUAUCGGUAUUGCUAUUAUGUACAUUUGCCAAAAACUAAUACAGAGACUAAACAUAUGGAGAAGUGAAUGUAGUGCAAAUAUGUAUUUAAGGGAAAUAAAGUUAUUCUUUUUCUCGGGGGUUUAAAAUGUGUGUUUUCAUUUUUUGUUUUACGGGUUCGCCUGCCCAUUCAGUCCUGCUAAGAUAAUGGUAAACGAACUUCGCUUGUUGUCCUCGAAAGACGUUUGAACCCGAAGCUGGGCUCGAACUCUGAGUAAGAACCCCCCUUUAUGGUUGUACACUGAAAAAGGAGGAAGAGAAAGAAAA
Labeo rohita (rohu) is the source of this 3379-nucleotide messenger RNA. RefSeq names its product golgi-associated, gamma adaptin ear containing, ARF binding protein 1 (gene gga1). The transcript is spliced from 17 exons. The record is from RefSeq and is a predicted model, not a curated record. Gene Ontology annotation, molecular function: ubiquitin binding; small GTPase binding; phosphatidylinositol binding. NCBI's taxonomy places the organism in Eukaryota, Metazoa, Chordata, Actinopteri, Cypriniformes, Cyprinidae. The coding region runs from base 36 to 1973 and encodes 645 amino acids. Gene Ontology annotation, biological process: vesicle-mediated transport; intracellular protein transport. Gene Ontology annotation, cellular component: trans-Golgi network.